Bactrocera dorsalis (oriental fruit fly) is the source of this 3422-nucleotide messenger RNA. Its product is annotated as DNA-binding protein D-ETS-6. The transcript has 3 exons. Gene Ontology annotation, biological process: regulation of transcription by RNA polymerase II; cell differentiation. The record is from RefSeq and is a predicted model, not a curated record. Gene Ontology annotation, cellular component: nucleus. The coding region runs from base 954 to 2666 and encodes 570 amino acids. Lineage: Eukaryota; Metazoa; Arthropoda; Insecta; Diptera; Tephritidae. Gene Ontology annotation, molecular function: sequence-specific DNA binding; DNA-binding transcription factor activity, RNA polymerase II-specific.
UAUGGUUUUCACGUCGAAGAUUUUUGAUUUGGCGAUCGCCAUUCAUAAUCAUUUGUUGUUUGGCUGUGCUUGAAGUCGGAAAUGCGCUGUGUGCUCAAGUCUGCGGUUAAAGUACCCGUUGGAUGUUUACGGAACUUGGAACUUUUUCGGAAAAACGUGAAAAUUUGUUAUCGAUUUUAAUUACAUUCGGUGUUUUCCGGAUUACAGUUACGUUUAAAAAUUUACAUCAAGUGUUUUAUUUGUGAUUUCUUUGAAAUAUAUUGUUCAUAAAGUGUGAACCGGACUAAAGGCGGAACAGGGAACAUGCUUUCAAAGUUAUGAUUCACAUGGCAACAGUCAAGUUUUGGCGAGGUUUCCAGGAAAGCCUAACUUAGUACCACAUACACAUGCGCACACUACGUGUAUAUGUGAAUCAUAUUGUUUUUAAUUAUUAAAUUUAUAACUCGCUCUCAAAGUGAACUUCUUUUCGAUAACGUCAAUUCGAAACGCUUUUAAGCCGGAUUUAAUUUACGACGAGUGUAAGCUUGGCAUAAUUGCAGUACGUUGCUUCUUAAACUAAAUAAAUUUGGAGUUGUGAAUAGUUGUGAGUUGAGGGCCAAUGCGAAGUGGACACUAAGCAAAAAACAAAGUGAAAUUUAUAGAUUUUUUUUUUGAAAUUAAAUGAAAGUUUAUUGUGAACGCAUAAGCUAAAAAAUAGUGUAACAAAAACAAAAAUAUUUAAAGAAAUAAAAAUAAAUAGCUUAAACAAACAUUUAUCUUCAAGUAUAAAUAAUUUAUUUGCGAGUUUAAAUAAAUAUAUAAAGUUACGGACAAUAAAAUAGAAUCAUCCAUAGUACCAAUUUUCCGUUUGAAUUCUUUUUUGUUUUUAAAUACUAUGUUGAAAUGCUGUGUAUUCGGUUGUGAUUUAAUUUCAAAACUAUAACGAAGCAAUACCGUUAUUUACUGCAACUUGAAUGGCGCUUACUCUCAACUACACGCCCGUUAAGAAUUGUUAUGGCAACAGUGAAUUUAAAUAUAUGAAACCUUCGAUUUUAUUUAAAAACUUUCAAAUUAGUUAUCAAAAUAUUCAAAUGCAUGAACAUGGCCACCCGACGGAUAGUGAGAAAAAAAUACAAAAAGUACAAACCCGCGCGGAAGAAGCGAAAGCACUUCCAACACCAAUAGAUAACGCAACAGUGUCGUCAGUGGCUCAGAGUUCGAAAUUAGAUACGAGAAGACGUCGUAGAUCCAGUACCACUAGCACCAGUAGCAGCGACACUAGCAGUACUUCGGAUAGUUCGAGUGAUGAUGACACCGAUAGUGACAGUUGGAAGAGUGGGGCUAGUUAUACCAAUAGUAAACUUAGUGCACAUAGUUAUAGUAAACAAAAAGCCUUACGUGGCAGUCAUGUCGCCAACGUGCCCACCGGUGGGCUACAAGAAACCCGCGCCAAGUCAAAUUCGCCAUUGCCUUUAGCAGAAAAGGCCGACGGUGAAGUUGAAAAAUCGAUUGCAAGUGCUAAUGAAACGAGCGGGCACGUUGAAAGUGAAAGAUUGUCGUCGAACGUGGAAGAGGGUGAUAGUGAUGCAUCCAGUGAUAGUGUCAAAUCGCGGCCGGCUUCGCCAGUGGUUAAAGUGCCGUUGGAUCCACAUGCUUGGAGUACUGAUGACAUAGCAAAGUGGGUGAAAUGGUUAACAAAACAGUUUAAAAUCGAUCCAGAACCGGAUAUUUCACGUUUCCCCACCACUGGUGCUGAGUUGUGUGAAUUGAGUAGAGCAGAUUUUUGGGUUUGUGCCGGUUCGCGACAGGGGGGCAUACUUUUGGCAAAACAUUUCGCCUUGACAUUGUACAGUGCGACCGGACGUGAGACAAGUCCGAUGCUAAAUGAAAAUGAGCCAAAUCCCUAUCAGCUACUAAAUGCCGCAUCCCAUCGAUUGGUGGCGCAGGGUUCAGGACAAAUUCAACUAUGGCAGUUCCUACUUGAACUGCUCGCCGAUUCGUCUAACGCCAGUUGCAUAACAUGGGAGGGCACCAAUGGUGAAUUCAAACUCAUCGACCCUGAUGAAGUUGCUAAGCGUUGGGGCGAACGAAAGGCAAAACCAAAUAUGAAUUACGACAAACUCAGCAGAGCUUUAAGAUAUUACUACGAUAAAAACAUAAUGACUAAAGUGCACGGGAAACGUUAUGCCUACAAAUUCGAUUUUCACGGCUUGAUGGCGGCAUGCCAAGCGCAGGCACAGGGUUGUGAUCCCACAACAAGUAUGUUGAGUUCCUACAAACAUCAUCAUCACCACAGCCAUGCCAUAGGAUUGCAUCAUCAUCAUUAUCACAACCUGCAAACAGAUCUCACCUCACCAUCGUCGACGUCGAGUCAUGGUUUUCCAUCACCUUCUCCCACGUCUAUGCCAUCGCCUAUUGGUAUGAGCAAUUCGCCCAACAUUGCUUUAACAAAUCAGCACCAACUUAAUGCAACAAGUACAAAUUUAUUGCAACCACAGCAAUCAACCUUAACCACAACAGCAUUACCAACCGCUUCAACGGGCGCUGAGACGACGGUUGCGCAUAGCAGUACUGCAAGUAGUGGCAACAACAACAAUAGUACACCCGUUUUUACACGCCCACCGCCAUAUUGGUCAUAUACGCCGGGCUCUUAUGACUCACGGCCACCGUCUAAUACGUUUAAUUAACUCUAGAACGAUGUGUAAUUUAAGGUACUUAACACUUGACUUAAGACAUAUUUGUAAUGCAUUUGAGUGGUCCGCUGGUUUUAUUAUGACCAAAAUAUGCCACCCGCAGCGUAAGUUGUGCGUACCUUUUUCCGUUUAUGGAAAGGGGAAUUGCUUGUAUUUAGAGUUGUUAAUAUGUAUGUAUGUAAGUUUGCAAUGUGUAGCUGGGUGUUAUGAGCUAUACUAGCCCAUCGAGAGAUUAUUUAAGUAUAUGUAAGUUUCUAAGUAGUAUAAAGCAACCUCUGGGUAUUAGUUGUAGUUUCAUUGUAAUUGUAGGCAUAUUUGUAUGUGUGCAUUAGUGCUAAUUGCAAUAUUAUAAUAUUUAUUUUAUAAGGUGGGGCAAAAUGAUCUUUCCUAUGAAUAUUGUUAUUCAUAUGUACAUACAUACUUAACUCCAUACAUAGCUUUAUGUAUGAUCGCAUAUGUUAAAUUAAGGCUUUGGAUAUAAUAUAUAUGUACUUAUAGUUUUAAAAAAAUUGUAGUAUAAUUGGCUAUUGCAAUAUUUAAUUUAAUUUAUUUAGCUGUGAUUUUACGAUUUUAUUUACGAAAGAAAGUUGAAAAUGUCAAAAAAUUUUUAAACUUUUAGUUUUGAACUAUACUAAGCAAGAAUUACCAAAAUUUGGUCGCGACAGUUAAGUAGAUCUUAAUGUAUUUAAAGAAAAAAUUAAAUUUGUAAAUGAUUAUAUAUUAUAAUAUAUGUAUAUUUAUAUACAAAUA